AUGUCUCAUGAAUCUCUAAUACCUUGUUGUAAAGAUUAUGUAUUUGAUUGGUGUUUAAAUGAUGAUGAUGUGAUUAAUAAACAUAUUAAUCAUGAAUUGCAAAGAUUACGACGAAAAGAUUUAUCUGAAAGAAAACUACUUCUAUUAGGAAAUGCUGAAGCGGGAAAAUCGACAUUUUUAAAACAAAUGAAAUUAAUUCAUGGUCAAGGUUUUAAAGAAGAAGAAAAACAUCGAAUUAUUCCAUUUAUUUAUAAACAAAUCAUUAUUGUUGUUCGAUGUAUUUGUCGAGCAAUGGAAAAUCUUCGAAUUAAUUUUGAAAAUACUAAAAAUGAAGAAUAUGCUCGUUUUUUAAAUUCAUCAAAUAGUAAUAUUCAUGAUUUUGAUCAUAUAUCAACAUUAUCAACUGACACAACUGAAGCGAUAAAACAUAUUUGGUCAGAUAAAGGUAUUCAAGUAUGUUAUAGUCGUCGACGAGAAUAUUCAUUAACAGAUUCAGCUAAAUAUUUUUUGGAUGAUAUCGAUAGAAUUUCUCAAGCAAACUUUAUACCGACUGAUGAUGACUUUUUAAGAGUACGAAUACCAACAACAGAUAUUGUUCAAGAAGAUUUUCAAUUUCCUAAUGCACGACUUCGAGUUAUUGAUGUUGGUGGACAAAGAACAGAACGUCGAAAAUGGAUUCAUUGUUUUGAUAAUGUAACAUCUAUCAUAUUUCUUGCAUCGCUUAUUGAAUAUGAUCAAAAUAUUGUAGAUGAACCAUCAGCACAGAACUUAAUGAAAGAAAGUGUAGCACUAUUUAGUGUUAUACUAUUAUCAGAUUAUUUUUAUAAUGCUUCAAUUAUACUUUUUCUCAAUAAGACUGAUCUAUUACCUGAGCGUCUUGCUAGUAAACCUCUUCGAUAUACAUAUCCUGAUUUUAUUGGUGCAGAUAAUGAUGUUGAAGCGGCAAAAGAAUUUAUUAAAAAUAAAUAUUUAGAAUUAGUUGAGCCAAGAUAUAGACACAUGGAAAAAAAUAUUUAUCCUCAUUAUACAUGUUCUGUUGAUAAAAAAAAUAUUCGAAUUGUUUUUGAAUCGGUUAGAGAUACUGUACUUGCACAUAAUCUUUACUAUUGGAGUUUGUAUUAA
This is a messenger RNA of Adineta steineri, 1122 nucleotides long. The record is from the annotation of a GenBank genome assembly. NCBI's taxonomy places the organism in Eukaryota, Metazoa, Rotifera, Eurotatoria, Adinetida, Adinetidae.